Molecule: messenger RNA, 720 nt
Organism: Salvia splendens (bonfire salvia)
Lineage: Eukaryota; Viridiplantae; Streptophyta; Magnoliopsida; Lamiales; Lamiaceae
Product: calcium-binding protein CP1
Exons: 1
Coding region: 97-552 (151 amino acids)
Molecular function (GO): calcium ion binding
Source: RefSeq, a predicted model, not a curated record
ACCUCCUUCCUCACAAACUACUGCUUCUUCUCUCACAGGCUUUCUUCGCUUCUCGUUUUUUAUAAAAAUAAAAACUGAUUAAAACAAAAGCACAAAAUGUGCCCAACGGGAAGCGAACUUUCCAGAACCGUCGAGAAAUCGAAUCUCCGCUCGGCGUUCGACGUCCUCGACGCCGACGGCGACGGGCGGAUCAGCCACGCCGAUCUCCGCGCCUUCUACGGCGGGAUCUCCGGCUCCGACGACGACGUGAUUGGCUCCAUGAUCUCCGCCGCUGACUCGAAUCGCGACGGAUUCGUCGAAUACGAGGAAUUCCGGCGGGUUUUGGGCGGCGGGAAGAGGAGAGGGGGAGUGAACGCCGCGAUGGAAGAGGCGUUUCGGGUGAUGGAUAAGGAUGGGGAUGGGAAGGUAGGGAUGGAGGAUUUGAAGGUGUAUUUGGAAUGGGCCGGGCUGGAUGCCCGGGAUGAGGAUGUGCGGGCCAUGAUUCGGUUGGGCGGCGGCGAUGAGAGCGGCGGCGUUACAUUUGAGGGUUUGCUCAAAAUUCUGGCGGUUUGAAACUUUCCUUUUUUGGUGGUGAUGAAAAAUUGAAAAUAACAAGUGUAACUUUUUUUUCUCUUUUUUCGGUGUUUGAAAUUAAUUUAAGGACUAUUGGGAAUUUGGGAUGUGUGGAGGGAAAUUUUUAAUUACUCUACGUGAUUUUAUUAAGAACGAUAUAUUGUGGCA